Daucus carota subsp. sativus is the source of this 543-nucleotide messenger RNA. RefSeq lists its product as uncharacterized. NCBI's taxonomy places the organism in Eukaryota, Viridiplantae, Streptophyta, Magnoliopsida, Apiales, Apiaceae. The transcript has a single exon. The record is from RefSeq and is a predicted model, not a curated record. The coding region runs from base 1 to 543 and encodes 180 amino acids.
AUGGAGCAAACAGCAAGAACCAAACGUGGAUUUUCAUCUCCAGAAGGUGCCGAAGAACAAGAUACCUUCGUCGAAAAACGACCAAAAACUCUGGUGAAGCAAGAAGAAGACGACGGAGACUUGCUGGCAUGGCUCAACAUGGACGAUGACUCAGCCAUUGAGCUCUAUAAGAUCUUCGAAACCGAGUUCGUUGCUCCACCUCCCUUCAAACUGAAAAUCUCAUCCACGCCGUUUAGCUCGCCGAAGAUAUUUCAGGCGUCGGCGUCAUACAUUACUAUAAAUAGUAACGGUGAUGAGUCAUGUGGGUCCUCCUUUUCUGACGCUAACUCGUCGGUCAUGGCAAGUGUUGACUUAGGUUGUCUUUGUUUUGAUAGUGGGAAGAGUGGAAUAAUGGAACACGGCGGCGCGCGUGAUAAGGUUGUGGUGGCACGUGAGAGUGUGAGUGAAGGGGAUGGUCAGAUGGAUGGUAGGAAAAGUGGGUUUGAUUUUGAUGAUGACAUGCUGGCAAGUUUUUUGGGUGAAGAUUUUGUGGGGACCAAUUGA